AUGAGCACAGACACUAUACUGAAUCUUCUUGUAAUAGGAUACAGAAGUUCAUUUUUCCUAGGUUUAUUGUCUCUGGCAAUUGCUAAAUUUUACUUGCCUGAUUUCCUUCAAUAUGGGAAAACUUUGAACACAGCCCAAAGUGGGGAUGUUAUGACCCUUUGGGACAAAAUAAUUCAUUUUACUGUUCCAAAAUCAUAUUUCUCCCAUUUUUAUUAUCUCUCCGCCAUAUUGUCUGUAUCAACAUUAUACGUCUAUCCAAAAUACCCGGUUGUAUGGCUUUUGGCGUUCCAUUCAUUGAGAAGGCUCUAUGAAACGCUUUUCGUAUGUAAAUAUACGUCAAAAUCAAGAAUGAACUGGUCUCAUUAUGUUGUAGGAAUUUGGUUCUACACUGUUCUCCAUUUGAUACUUAACAUUUGUUUAUACUUUGAGAGAAUUUCACCUACGAUCAACAUCUCAGCUCUUUUCAUUCUUAUUUUAGCAUCGUGGGAUCAAUAUAAAAAUCAUCGAGUACUUGCUCACCUACGAAAAUAUUCAUUACCAACACAACGAUUGUUCAAAAUCGUGUGUUGUCCUCAUUACCUCGAUGAAAUGAUAAUAUAUAGCACAUUCUUAUCAUAUAACGCAGAAUUUAUCUGGCCAUUAAUAUGGGUGGUUGUAAGUCUAUCAAUUUCCGCCAUUGAAACAAAGAAUUUUUAUAAGAGUAAAUUCGUUGAGGAAAAUGUGCCAGAUUAUUCAAUUAUACCGUAUAUACUGUAA
Messenger RNA from Naumovozyma castellii, 756 nucleotides. It is a transcript of the gene DFG10, whose product is annotated as putative polyprenol reductase. The transcript has a single exon. The record is from RefSeq and is a predicted model, not a curated record. Lineage: Eukaryota; Fungi; Ascomycota; Saccharomycetes; Saccharomycetales; Saccharomycetaceae. The coding region runs from base 1 to 756 and encodes 251 amino acids.